AUGUAUAUAUGGGCGAAGUCGCGUAGGGUUUUCUUCAUGCCGGAAAAGGAAAGUUUCCCGCAGCAAAGCCUUCUUCUCCACGUCGUGUAUGGGCCGACAUUGUACCAAGGAAAGCUCCAAACAUUAGCCAGGCCUCUUCUCUAUUCGAUCAAGGCCUUUGGCGCUGCUGCUCGGGCCAUUAGACACUCCAAAUCCUCCAUGGGCUUCGUUUACUCGCUUACCGGACAUGUCUCGGUAGAAAAUAAGUUCGGCCUCAUAGUUGAUCCAAAUGGCUUCAUUCCACUUCGACGUGAUGCAUGA
This is a messenger RNA of Microthlaspi erraticum, 300 nucleotides long. Lineage: Eukaryota; Viridiplantae; Streptophyta; Magnoliopsida; Brassicales; Brassicaceae. The record is from the annotation of a GenBank genome assembly.